AUGAAUAUGUUGCUGAACUGUACUCGAUCGGCUUCUAAUUCGUUGCGAUUCUUCAGUUCCGCCAAGAAUACUGCGAAGAAGACUUGUCUGUACGAUUUACAUAAGAAACACAAUGGAAAAUUGGUUCCAUUUGCAGGAUAUGAGAUGCCUGUUCAAUAUCCCGACUUAUCCGUCAAGGAUUCUACUUUGCAUACUCGUAAGCAUUUGAGUAUUUUUGAUGUUUCUCAUAUGCUUCAAACUCAUAUUAUUGGAAAAGACAGGGAAGCUUUUAUUGAGAGUUUAACCACCGCUGAUGUCCAAGGCUUAGCUAGCAACAGCGGGACCUUAUCAGUUUUCACCAAUGAGAAAGGAGGAAUCAAAGAUGAUUUGAUUGUAACGAAAACCGAUCAAGACUUCAUCUAUAUGGUCACAAACGCAGGAUGCAUUGAAAAGGAUUUGCCAUACCUUCUAGAAAACGCUGCUAAAUGGAGAUCUAACGGAAAAGAUGUUCAAAUCAAAACUCUUGAUGACCGAGGCCUUGUUGCUGUUCAAGGUCCCGAAGUAGCCAAGGUCUUACAAGGCGAAACAGACAUUGACUUGAGCAAGUUGACUUUCAUGAGAACCGCUAUCGGAAAAGUCUUCGGUAUUGAAAAUUGCCGUGUUACCCGCUGUGGUUAUACUGGUGAAGAUGGUGUUGAGAUUUCUGUCGAUCCCGCUCACGCUUCCACUUUGGUAGAAAGGCUUUUGGAGUCUAAGAAUGGAAAUGUUAAACUCGCUGGUCUAGGAGCUAGAGAUGCUCUUCGUUUAGAAGCUGGUUUAUGUCUGUAUGGAAACGAUAUUGACGAGGGAACUACUCCCAUCGAAGCCGGUCUUGCUUUUAUUGUUGCCAAACGUAGACGCGAAACCAUGGAUUUCCCUGGGGCUGAGAAAAUUGUUGGACAAUUGAAAAACAAAAGUUGGCCCAAGAGAAGAGUAGGUCUCAUUUCUGACCCUGGAAGAGCUCCAAGAACUGGUCUUCCUCUUGUUGAUCCACUGGACAAAGCAGCCAUCGGUUACGUCACUUCAGGAUGCCCAUCUCCUUGUUUAGGAAAAAAUAUUGCUAUUGCCUAUGUUGAUAAGCCAUAUUCCAAAGAAGGAACUCAAUUCAUCGUUGAUUUCGGAGCAAAACAAUCCAAGGUUACGGUGACGAAGAUGCCUUUCGUGAAAACUAAUUACUACACAGGGAAGUAG
Messenger RNA from Auanema sp. JU1783, 1209 nucleotides. The record is from the annotation of a GenBank genome assembly. NCBI's taxonomy places the organism in Eukaryota, Metazoa, Nematoda, Chromadorea, Rhabditida, Rhabditidae.